This is a messenger RNA of Glarea lozoyensis ATCC 20868, 1242 nucleotides long. RefSeq lists its product as uncharacterized. Bases 1 to 1242 code for a protein of 413 amino acids. The record is from RefSeq and is a predicted model, not a curated record. NCBI's taxonomy places the organism in Eukaryota, Fungi, Ascomycota, Leotiomycetes, Helotiales, Helotiaceae. The transcript has 5 exons.
AUGACACUCAACACUCUUGGUCGUUUGGCCAUUGACCUUUUGGCAGCUGCUGGUCAGACAACUGCCUUCUUUCGUUUGCCAUGCGCCGCGCCAAUUGUGAUCGAGCGAGCUGACCCCGUUAUUUCGCCUGGUCAAGUCUCGAGUCACGUUCACACCAUUAUGGGUGGGAAUGGGUUUGGUUUUGAGAUGAACUUUGCAUCGACACAGAAGUCCACCUGCUCUUCGUGCACUGUGAUCGAGGACAAAUCUAAUUACUGGGUUCCUACUCUUUACUACAAGACCAAAGAUGGAAAGUUCACCGAGGUCACCCAAACAGGAGGCGCGACAAUCUAUUAUCUGCAACGAAGUGAUCCCAAGGACCCCGAACCAGGCCUCGUCGCAUUUCCUAACGAGUUCCGCAUGGUGGCCGGCAAUACUUUCCUUCGAAGCUAUGCCGACACUGUAGAGGCGAGAGCUAUUACCUUUGCCUGUCUAGGUACCAAUACCCCAGAAACACACGGCUUGCCUAACAUCAAAUGUCCGAAUGACCUUCGCGCGCAAGUCUUCUUCCCUUCGUGUUGGAACGGAAAAGACUUUGAUACCAAAGACCAUAAAUCUCAUGUGGCUUACCCGUCAGGUGUCACAACUGGCCCAUGCCCGAAGGAGUUCCCAAAGCGCUUUAUCUCGAUCUUCUACGAGAUUAUCUUCAACACGCCCAAUUUCGAAUGGUACAGCGAUCAACAACCAUUUGUCCUUUCGAACGGAGAUCCAACUGGUUAUGGAUUCCAUACUGACUUCGUUAAUGGCUGGAAGGAGGGCGUGCUUCAAAAGGCCAUCAAUGACUGUACCGACGACUCUGGCGUUAUCGAGAAAUGCAAGCACUUCAGUUUCGUGACAAAUGAAGAUGCUCGAUCGUGCCGUGUUCCGGCAUCCGUAGCUGAGAAAACAUCUGGCACAGUUGACACGCUUCCUGGUUGCAACGCAGUGCAGGCUGGUCCGGAGCCUGCCAAACCACUAUCUAAUUGUGGAGCAACAACCAGCAUUAGCAAACCACAGUUCCCAUUCACUGACCAAACCAAGACCAAGGGGUUUGCAUAUAUCGGUUGCGGGCUUGACCCAGGCGGACAACCUAGAACUUUGAAGGGCGCAAAAGACGAGCGGAAUACCAUGACCAUCGAGUCGUGUAUCGAUUUCUGCGUUUCGAAGGGGUUCAAUGUCGCCGGUGAUUUCUACCGACCCGCAUCAGUCCGUGUUCUCCAUUGA